This is a messenger RNA of Dalotia coriaria, 2971 nucleotides long. RefSeq names its product PRL-1 phosphatase (gene PRL-1). Lineage: Eukaryota; Metazoa; Arthropoda; Insecta; Coleoptera; Staphylinidae. Gene Ontology annotation, biological process: protein dephosphorylation. The record is from RefSeq and is a predicted model, not a curated record. Gene Ontology annotation, molecular function: protein tyrosine phosphatase activity. The coding region runs from base 1148 to 1681 and encodes 177 amino acids. The transcript is spliced from 5 exons. Gene Ontology annotation, cellular component: nucleus; cytoplasm.
GCCCGAGCCACACGAGGCGCAGGCAGACGUCCCGCAGCAAAUUGACAAGCGUGAUCACAAAAAUUUAACGCGCACACCAAAUCCAACCGAAAUUGACAAUAAUACAUGCACUAAAUGAUUGAUUCGGGUGUUAAUAUUCAGUGAAAUGAAAUUAUAACCAAUAGUGCCGAGUAGUUUUAUCAUUGUGUGAAUUUUGAAGGUGGAUGACGGUAUAAAUAACCGUAUUUCGGUGAGGCUGUGCAGGCAUACAUGGAGUUCCAGUUAGACAGCGCAGAAUACUGCCAGGCACAAUACACAUAAAUCUGCCAACCCAAAUUUUAAAUCACACACUAAACCAAUUUAAACAAAAAGAGGAGCUAAAAAUUUAUUAAUAUUAACCUAUAAAGAAGAAAUCAACUAAAAACAAGAAGGAAUCCAAAAUAAUCGAUAUAAACUAAUACACAUAUAAAGCUAUAUAUCUAUCUACAAAUUAAUUUAAAUUAAUUUCAACGAGGAAUCAAGAGGAACGAAGCGAGCACACACGCAAUCUGCAAUCCUGCAACGCAUCAUUAUCAAUCGAGUCAGGCCGCAGGCGACGACGAGGGAGGUGGCUGCAAAAUCAAAAUAAUUCGCUCGACGCUUUAAAUAAUUUUAGAUCGUUUUUUUCUUUCGCGCAACGUUACAGUAAAAGAUGCAAUUGAGAAUCACGUAUCCAUAAAAUAAUUGCAAGAAAUUACUAAAGAUAUACAAAAAACAUAACAACCACCACCGAAAAAGACUGAUUAUUAAGAAUAUUUUUUUAAUUAUACAAUUAUAUCUACUAAUCUAUACAACGGCGCAACCGGAGAGCUGCAGAGGAGUCGAUUUUUGAAUUUUACGCAUUUUAAUCGAAGUCGCGCCCCAGAUUCUGAAAUUUUAAACCCUACAACAACAAAACCCACACAACACGGGCAGUGCAAAUAUAAUUUUGUAAAAGAGGCGAUUUCCGAGUUAUAUUAAAACAUAAUCUCCUGUUGCCAUUCUAAAACAAAAGCAAACAAAGUGAUUGUUGCACGGCGUGUAAACAAAGUCAGCUUCACGUGCGCGAAGAUAUUGAAUAUCGUCGGCGACGAGACAAUUAAACGAUUAACACGAUCGACGAGAGACGCACUUGGUGGACGCGCGUGGCAUGAGCAUUAGCGGAAUGCGGCCGAAGGAUAUUCGACCGGCGCCAGCCGAAAUCAAAUGCAAGGGCUUCAGGUUUCUCAUCACGGAUCGGCCCUCAGACCAAACCAUUUCUUCCUAUAUUCAGGAGUUGAAGAAACACAAUGUGGCGUCAGUGGUGCGCGUCUGCGAGCCGUCCUAUAAGAUUGAAGAGCUAAAGGAGGCCGGUAUCGCCGUGUACGAUCUGGAGUACAAUGACGGCACCUUUCCGCCGAACGACAUCACCGAGGAGUGGUUCCAGGUGUUGAAGAAGCAGUUCCAUGACAAUCCGGAGGCGUGCGUUGCGGUGCACUGUGUUGCCGGCUUGGGACGUGCACCUGUCAUGGUUGCGCUUGCUCUGAUUGAACUUGGACUCAAGUAUGAGGAGGCUGUUGAAUUAAUCAGAGAAAAACGUCGUGGAGCAAUCAACUCGAAGCAACUCGGUUAUCUGCAAAAGUACCGUCCGAAGUCACGCCUCAAGCUGAAGAACGGCCACAAGAACUCCUGCUGUAUCCAGUGAACGUGCACGACGUACCCGGGCCCCCCGUAUACAUAAUAUAUAUCUCUAUCAAAUAUGAACAGUUUGGUCUCCAGGAUCUGAAGCUCGUCUUUUCUUACUCUCGCGCGCCCAAGGUGUGUGUGUAGGCGUGUGGAAAUUUCGCGCGCGCACGAAACUUGCACGCGUCUGUAUAUCACAGCGUGCGAUAUAUUGACGAACAACUCUGACGCAACAAAUACAUAUUAUCAGUCUCGACGCAAUCACACACAUUAACGGGCGUUGUUGCACACGCGCGCGCGCGCAACACUCGCAGUCAUGUAAAAUCAUAAAGCUACGAUACAUACGGAUGCAGGACAUGAAUUAUAUUUUAGUUUUUAUUUUUCUAUGUACACAACACACACACGAUUCGUAAGUUAUUCGGUUCGUAGCGUUUGCAAUGCGAAAUCUUCUCGUUUUGGGGCUUUAAACGUGCGAUUGUGUGGAAUAUUCAAAGUCAGCUAUAUUUUCUAUGAAUGAAUCGAUUGAUUAGAUAAACGCACUAUAGAAUUAUGUUUGAUUUAGUUUAUGUAGCGUCGCGAUGACCGGUUUUAUUUACACUGUAUAUAGAUUUAAUAAUUCGAAAUAGUUUCUCAUCAUAUAUUCUUGACGGGGCAGAUUUUAGUAUGUUGACAAGGACGAGUCUAAUGAAAUCAAUGGAAAUUUAUCUAAAUAAACCUAAAACUGUGUAAAAAGCGCAAGAAAUGAAUCUAAACAAAAACAUACAUUAGUUGUACUACUUUAUGAUUGUAAUAUGUACACACAUAUACUGUAUAUGAGCAUGAACUAACAAAUAUUUUUUGUGUAUUAGAAUCCAUGAUGCUGAUGAUGAUGCAGUUGAUAAAUGUACGUGUGUCAUAAGUAUAAUGCGGCGGGCUUUUCGCUGUUUGGCCGUAAACGCGACGCGAAUGUUGAGAAGAAGGUAUUCAGUGUACUAAAUACUAAAACAAUUGUGUGAAUUCAACAAUUCCGCUUGGUCCUCGGUUGAAAUUCAUGAUUCGGUUACGCAUACACACUUCGAACGAAUGCUGUAUUUGUAAUAUUUAUUGUAAUCAUCUGGAUCGGUCGAAACGGAACGCAACCAUGGCUAAAAAAUGACUAAUACUUAUUAUUACUGAUUAAUCUCUGUUUGUGCUAGUUUAUAUUGUUAUGUUGUAAACUGUAUAGUUACGCAUAUCGCUUAUGUUAGUUGAUUGAAUUCUCGUCGUCCGCGGACGCCCUUCCGAUCCCUCUCUUUUUUUAAACAAUUGAAUAAACGCAACUAUUUAUAAGAAA